This is a messenger RNA of Cordyceps militaris CM01, 231 nucleotides long. RefSeq lists its product as uncharacterized. The transcript is spliced from 2 exons. The record is from RefSeq and is a predicted model, not a curated record. Lineage: Eukaryota; Fungi; Ascomycota; Sordariomycetes; Hypocreales; Cordycipitaceae. The coding region runs from base 1 to 231 and encodes 76 amino acids.
AUGCAUCAGCUUCGCACCAACGCUACCAAGAUAGACAACAAGACUAGUUACAGCUGCGCACUGAGCGCCUAUAACACAACCAAGCAUGUCAAUAUCAAAGCAUUGAACGAGUCCAUGAUGCGACGCCGAGUAAAAAAGGGUUGCCCACCCCAAAGAGUCAAGGUCGUUUGCCACGUCACUUGCAGCAUGAACAAGCAAGUCCCGGGGGGAGCCGACGUCAUGCUGCCCUAG